Molecule: messenger RNA, 1979 nt
Organism: Rhagoletis zephyria (snowberry fruit fly)
Lineage: Eukaryota; Metazoa; Arthropoda; Insecta; Diptera; Tephritidae
Source: RefSeq, a predicted model, not a curated record
UUUCAGCCAAACAACAGGUGCUUGGCCAUCAAUCCCCAUUGGAAUUGACAGUGAUGCUAUGCAAACCUUUUAAAAAAUUAUAUUCUAAACCCAAAAAGUUCAGUCACUCAUUACACAUUAUAUAAAUAUUCACUGCUGCAGAAAAAAGAAAAUAAACCUUUCAUGAUUUUUACACUAAAAGGUUUUCGGGAUUGAAAUAUUUUUCUUACAGGGCUACGAAGAUGUAAUCAAAAUAGAGGAAUUAACAAGAUACGUGUACUUAAGCAAACAAAUAAAUUCCACCGGGUAUGUCCCAUUGUGAAAUGAGAUUUGCAAUCACGAAAUGCAAUAAAUUGCAAUGCGAGAUCAUGGAAAGGGCUCACUUCAAAGCAAAGUUGCAAUAGUGCAUAUUAGAAUUCAGCAGUACUUGGGGCAGAAUAUAAUAAAAUAUGGCCACCAAUUCAUCCAUUCAUCAAAUUUACCGACUUUGGCAAAGAAUUGUUGUACAAUUGCACCAAAGUGGUUAAACCGGAUAUGAGCGAGAUUGACAUUGAAAAAUUUAUGGAAAAAUCAUGCAGCUUUUCUGUAGAGUUUGGCACCGAUACAUGUCGGGUGAUGAGCCAACCUACGGAACUUUAUCCAGUUAUUACGCAACAAAUCGCCUCUGCAUAUCCCAUAAUACAUGAACGAGUUUUAUAUUUGUAUCUGGCAUUCCUGGAGCACAAGUUGAAAUAUGGAAAUCAAAUAGAACGCGCCGUUUACACAAGAAUGAUACUAACCGCAUUUGUUCAAAGGCUGCUAGAGAAGCGUUGUGCAUCAUUUUAUGGUUGUAUAGACCAUUAUCUACUAGUCACUGGGGAAAAAGGCUAUGGCGGAUUUUGUGAAGUGGGUACUAGCGCCGAAAGAGCGCCGUUGCUGCUGAAGGAUGUAUUAAGUUAUGAUGAAAUUAAGCUUACCGCUUUAUUAUCAAUCUCUUCUCAUACGGAAUUCAUAAAUGAUGGCAAUCGUUACAACGAGGGCAUCGUCGAAGAAGACAAAUCAAAAAUCGAGCCUACAGGUGUAGUUAUUGGUCUGAUAGGCGGGCGUUUUCAAGUAAAAGAUGCAAUGGAAUGGCAAGAUAUAAUGAUUACUGCCUCGCAGAAUACUAGAGAGAAUGGUUAUGGAUAUACGCCACAAGAGUCAAAGGGUGGAAACUGUCGCAACGUUAGUUAUCGUCAGAUGUGGACACAAUUCUAUGAAGAGCAGGAUUUAAUCUAUGAAAACGUCAAAACACUGAAUUCGAAACGCUUCUUCAAAGGGCCGGAUACUAGAUUUAUUUUCGACAACUUAAUGAUGAAGAAGCGCUAUGCUAUCUCUUUUGAUACACUGCUGCUGGAAGCAGAAGCGCGUGGCGCUGCUGCUAACAAGCAAAUGUAUGUACAUGUGGUUGGCAUAGGGUUGGGCUCGUGGAGAGCUGUGCCUCAGCAAGAAAAAAUAUUUUUAGAGACCUUCGCUGAACGUCUGCAAGAGCUACUAGCGCAGCUAGCACACAUUUCCGUUGUGCACUUCUCAUAUUUCUCUAUGGCCGCGUGGGCGAAUUUUCAGGAUGGCGGAGUAAUUAAAUCGAUAACUCAUCCAGCGGGAGGCGUUAAAAUUUUCAUGCACAACCGUAAUCCCGCACAGAAGUUGGCACCAGAAUUCGCAAAUAUGCUGAUAAUAGAGUCCUAUGCCUGGGCCGGCAAUGCACUUCCCGGAAACGAUUUUUGGCUUGGUGCACUGGCUUCUUCCGGUGAUCCUGCUGCUGCUUGUAGCACUCUCAUAUCCGAAUUGCAUAAUCCGCAUAUUAACACAAAAUUGGUGAAUGGUGAUAAUUUACAUGUGGCUUCGAGUCGCUUUGGCGUUUUGCAUAUUGCAGAGUAUGCAAAGAAGAUUUUAGAGCAUGAUAGUCAAAUAUUAAAUUAAAUACGUUUUUAUACCAGAACUAACUUUUUUACAUAAGCUUUUUUAAAGGACUUUUAAAA